Molecule: messenger RNA, 2715 nt
Organism: Odontomachus brunneus
Lineage: Eukaryota; Metazoa; Arthropoda; Insecta; Hymenoptera; Formicidae
Gene: Rop
Product: protein ROP
Exons: 11
Coding region: 136-1893 (585 amino acids)
Biological process (GO): neurotransmitter secretion; vesicle-mediated transport; intracellular protein transport
Cellular component (GO): plasma membrane; secretory granule
Molecular function (GO): syntaxin binding
Source: RefSeq, a predicted model, not a curated record
AACAAAAAGCCGGUGCCACACGGAGCGACGAUCGCAAUGCGCAGGUGCCGAUCGAAGUAGUGUCAGCCGCCGCCGGACGCAAUUCGGAGAUCGUAUCGCCAUCUGGUUAGCGAGGCGGCAGUCAGUCCUGGCAAAAUGGCGCUCAAGGCACAAGUCGGUCAUAAGAUUAUGAACGAGGUGAUCAAGCAGAAGAAGAAGACAACAGGUGGGGUAGAAUGGCGGAUUCUGGUGGUGGAUCAGCUCGCGAUGAGAAUGGUGUCGGCGUGCUGCAAGAUGCACGACAUCAGCGCCCAGGGUAUCACCCUGGUUGAGGAUAUCAACAAGAAGCGCGAGCCUCUGCCGACGAUGGAGGCGAUCUAUCUCAUCACGCCGUGCAACUCAUCGGUGCAGAAGCUGAUCGACGAUUUCAGUAAUCCGACGAGGACCACCUACAAGAUCGCCCACGUAUACUUCACCGAAGUAUGCCCGGAGGAGCUGUUCAAUGAAAUCUGCAAGUCUCUCGCCGCUAAAAAGAUCAAAACCCUCAAAGAGAUCAACAUCGCAUUCCUGCCGUACGAAUCGCAGGUCUUUUCGUUGGAUUCGCGCGAAACUUUCGCCUGCUUUUACAACCCAUCUUUCUUCAACCUGAGACCAGCUAACAUGGAGCGCAUCGCCGAACAGAUUGCAACACUCUGCGCUACUCUGGGAGAAUAUCCAUCAGUCAGAUAUCGAAGUGAUUUCGACCGCAAUGUUGAGUUGGCCCAACUGGUGCAGCAAAAACUGGACGCGUACAAGGCUGAUGAGCCGACUAUGGGAGAAGGUCCUGAGAAAGCACGUUCCCAACUACUGAUCUUAGAUAGAGGAUUCGACUGCGUUUCACCUUUGCUGCACGAACUCACGCUACAGGCCAUGGCAUACGAUUUGUUGGAUAUUGACAAUGAUGUCUACAGGUUUGAGACAUCAGGGCAAGAGAAAGAAGUACUGCUGGACGAGAACGAUGACUUGUGGCUGGAGCUUAGGCAUCAACAUAUCGCCGUGGUGUCUCAGAACGUGACUAAAAACUUAAAGAAGUUUACAGAAUCAAAAAGAAUGCCACAGGGUGACAAGGCAGGGCAGAGUAUGCGAGACCUGUCACAGAUGAUCAAAAAGAUGCCACAGUAUCAAAAAGAAUUGAGCAAAUACGCCACGCAUUUGCAUUUGGCUGAGGACUGCAUGAAGCGUUAUCAAGGAAAUGUAGAUAAACUCUGUAAAGUAGAGCAAGAUCUGGCUAUGGGAACAGAUGCAGAAGGCGAGCGCAUCAAGGACCACAUGAGAAACAUUACACCGAUUCUCCUCGAUCAGACAGUAAACCAUCUGGACAAGUUGCGUAUUAUCGCUCUGUACGUGAUCAGUAAAAACGGCAUCACCGAUGAGAAUCUGAACCGGCUGGUCCAUCAUGCCCAAGUAUCCGUCGAUGACAAACAGACCAUCGUUAACAUGGCGAAUCUCGGCAUCAACGUUGUCGUAGACGGCAAUCGCAAAAAACUGUAUACGGUACAACGUAAAGAGAGAAUCACAGAGCAGACUUAUCAGAUGAGUCGUUGGACGCCGAUUAUCAAGGACGUCAUGGAGGACUCCAUUGAAGAUAAACUUGAUUCCAAACACUUUCCAUUCCUCGCCGGACGCGCUGCCAGUUCAGGAUAUCACGCACCAACUAGCGCACGAUAUGGUCAUUGGCACAAAGACAAGGGCCAACAGACCAUCAAGAACGUUCCCCGCUUAAUCGUCUUUAUAGUCGGCGGAGUAUGCUUCUCUGAGAUACGAUGUGCUUACGAGGUGACAAACGCAUUGAAAAACUGGGAGGUCAUAAUUGGCUCGUCCCACAUAAUUACGCCAAAAUCGUUCAUGAACGACCUGAGCAAGGUACACGUCUAAGCUGCUGCAUAGACCGAGGAACAGACGACAUUCCCGCACUCGUAAUCUGCCAUUAGCUUUGACUUCAUCAGUAAUACCAGCUAUGAAAUCAUCAUUGAUCUCAAAUACGAAAUUAGAACAUAAACUGAGCAAACGAACGCAGUGUCAAUUCUUCAAACGAGAGAGUGCCUCGUUCUGAGCGGAAACGCAUGAGAGAUAUAUCCUUGACGUAAUGCAACUAUCAGUCUGCUAAUAAUGAAAGUAUUCGUGUAUCAAUCAAGCACGAGGGAUCUUGAUCUUGAGAAGUUAUCUAGAAUCAAGUGCCUGCGCGAAUACGUAGUUACUGGAGAUUGUAUGAGACACGUUGGCAAUACUGAUGCAUGUCACGCGAAAGGGGUGUAACGGUACAACGGGCUCGCUAUCGAGCUUCCGACGGAAUUCUAGAGAAACAUUCAUUCGCGCGAUGCACCACUCUUUAUCGGUAAUAAGGGAGGCAACUCGCGCGAAGGAAUUUCUGUAUCGUAGAGAAAGAUCGUGAUAUUCGUGUACAUUUCUCGUUAUUAUUAGCGUUAUUUCAUUACCCUCCGUUAUCGUUGAGAGGCUCACCGACCACUAUAGAUCCGAGUUGGCAUUUGAGAAACGUAGCCCGUUCUCCGGCUUACCGCAGUGAUCCGAAGUAAUCGAUUCUGUCACGAUUGAGAACAUCGAAAGACUUUAGUGCCGGCACGGUAACGACGAUACGAAUGCCACGUUAUUUAUUCGAUAAUAUUAUUUUCUUGAACAUAUAAUAGUUAGUGACACCACGCUGGAUGUAAAAUAAAGCCGCUAGAUGUACGAACCCGA